UAAUUUUAGGAAGAGUCUGUGUCAGCUUGGUUCUUCACACCACUUGUUGUAGCUGUUACAUGCAAUCUGAAAAUGAAAAGAUUCAAAUGAUCAAAUUAUUACAUUUAGAAAAAUCUUCUCAUUAUUCUCUAGCUGUCUUUUUCCUUUAAAUAGUACUUAUUUACUUGACACAACGUAUCUUCAGAAUCUAUGAAGUUGUUUAGGUUCUGCUAUAGGGAUAGCAAUGCAGAGGCUUCUUCAGAUUUACUGUAACACAGACCGCGCUACAAGAGAUAUCUCCAAGCUACAAUAACCCUUUGAAGAAUUAAUGAGUCACAACGACAUUUCAUUUCCCUUUGGGAUUAAUAAAGUUUUUUUUUUUUUUUGAAUUUGAGCUUGAAUAUUAAGUGUAAAACAUUCGACUCAAACGACUCGGCAAAGGUGUCAAAACCGUAUUUUCUUCAAAUAAUCUGCGAAAGAAAAUACACCUUUUAGGCCUUACAUGGAUAAUAAACAUGAAAGUUUUACGAAUAUUUUUGAAGGUUGUUUCGUCAGUCAUAUUUCAGUCCGUUUUGUCACUAAUAUCCCAGAGUUUAUAGCGAUGCGCGUUCCCGCGACGGGUCAUGCAAUUCUCGUCAGGCAUGCGUUUCUCUGCAUAACACCCCUCGCUGACUCUUGGUGUCGGGAGACCGUCUCUUCUGAAAGAAGGUUGGAAGUCAUAACAGUUUUCCUGCAGGACUCUAAUGAUGUCAGCAGUGUUAGUUGUUCACGGUGGUGCCUGGUCCAUACCAGAUGAGAUGGCCCCUGCCUCUGUUUCUGGGGUAAAAGCAGCAGCACGCCAUGGAUCUUCAGUCCUGAAAAGUGGAGGGAGUGCUCUGGAUGCUGUUGAGGCUGCUGUGAGGGCUUUGGAAGACAACCCCACUUUUAACGCAGGGUAUGGAGCAACACUAAAUAUUGAUGGAGAAGUGGAGCUGGAUGCCAUUAUUAUGGAUGGAAGGACUCUUGCCAGCGGGGCGGUGUCUUGUGUAAAAAACAUCGCUAAUCCUGUGUCCCUGGCUAGAGCUGUCAUGGAGAAGACAUCCCACAUAAUGCUGACUGGCAAAGGUGCAAACCAGUUUGCAGAAAGCAUUGGCAUCAACGCCAUUCCCACUGAUAAACUGGUGACAGAAUAUGAGAAGAAGGAAUGGGAAAAGCACAAGAAAUACUUUGCAGGAGUAAUGGAAGAAUUCAACACUAAAUGGGCUCAUGAUACCGUUGGGGCGGUAGCUGUGGACUGUGCUGGGAAUGUUGCAUGUGCAACAUCAACUGGAGGCAUCAGGAAUAAAAUGGUUGGCAGAGUUGGAGAUUCUCCUGUGAUUGGCUGUGGAGGAUAUGCAAAUAACUCAAGUGGUGCUGUAUCAUGUACUGGACAUGGAGAAUCUAUUCUUAAAGUGACUCUGGCCAGACUCAUCCUGUCUCAUGUCGAACAAGGAAAAUCAGUAGCAGAUGCCUCACGGUUGUCCCUGCAGUACAUGGGUGAUCGUGUCCAAGGAGCAGGUGGCACAAUUGUAGUUUCUCCAUCAGGGCAGUGGGCUGCAACAUUCACCACCGAGCGGAUGGCUUGGGCUGCUGCUGCAGACGGUGUGCUGUGGUUUGGCAUUAACCCAGAAGAGAGGCUGAAUGAGAAACUGUCCCAGUAGAAGAAGGGUUUUUGAAUUAUUAUUUUUUUUAAUAGUUAAUAACAUGCAUUUCAAAAGUAGUGUGUUCUCUUUUAUAGAAGUGUUUUUCUUUCACUCGGUGCAUAUUAGUGAACAACUGACUAUAAUUAAAUAUGUGUACAAUAAUAAAAUAAAUGGAUUUCCUUUCAUUUCAGAAAUAUUAAUGAAAAGUAUGUUUAUAAUUGACUAAUGUAUUGAUUGCUUGAUAUGUGUUUCAUAGAAUAUUUUCACACAUUAAGUUGUUUAUUGUCAAACACAUAUUUGAGUCCAGUGCUAAUAAAACAUAUCUUGUAAAAUAGA
Messenger RNA from Poecilia latipinna (sailfin molly), 1976 nucleotides. RefSeq names its product isoaspartyl peptidase/L-asparaginase. Gene Ontology annotation, cellular component: cytoplasm. The coding region runs from base 723 to 1658 and encodes 311 amino acids. The record is from RefSeq and is a predicted model, not a curated record. Gene Ontology annotation, molecular function: asparaginase activity. NCBI's taxonomy places the organism in Eukaryota, Metazoa, Chordata, Actinopteri, Cyprinodontiformes, Poeciliidae. The transcript has 7 exons.